UCAUGCUGCUGCCAGGUCCAGAGUGUCUCAUGGGUCCCUGUACGGCCUCCCAUUGCUGCUGUCUCCAUCGCCACACUCUGCCAUGUGCCACUUUCAGGUCUCCUCACACUUGCUGGUGGGUUCCAUUUUGUCAUAGGGUGCUGGCAGAUUACGGGCCUCCCAUUGCUGCUGCCAGGCCCGUAAUCUGUCAUGGGCCCCUGUACCGCCUCCUCAUGCUGCUGCCAGGCCCGUAAUCUGCCAUGGGCCCCCGUACCGACUCCUCAUGCUGCUGCCAGGCCCGUAAUCUGUCAUGGGCCCCUGUAACCACGCCUCCUCAUGCUGCUG
Staurois parvus is the source of this 324-nucleotide messenger RNA. Lineage: Eukaryota; Metazoa; Chordata; Amphibia; Anura; Ranidae. The record is from the annotation of a GenBank genome assembly.